Molecule: messenger RNA, 978 nt
Organism: Hirsutella rhossiliensis
Lineage: Eukaryota; Fungi; Ascomycota; Sordariomycetes; Hypocreales; Ophiocordycipitaceae
Exons: 2
Coding region: 1-978 (325 amino acids)
Biological process (GO): mitotic sister chromatid segregation; kinetochore assembly
Cellular component (GO): nucleus
Source: RefSeq, a predicted model, not a curated record
AUGGACGCCAAUCCGCGUGUCUCGGAAGCGGACGUCUAUGCCGCCAAUCUCGACUAUACGCUCAAAGAGCUCCAAGGGAAGAUCGAUGAGCACCAGGCGGAGCUCCAGCGGAUACGUGCCGUCACCGAUGAGGAGAGCCCCCUCCCCCCCGAGGAGCAGGCAGUCGUCAUCAAGUCGGCCCUCGACGACUUGAUCAACUCGGAACCCUUCUUGCCCUCUCCCGGCUCCCUUCUCCCCGCCCUGCUGGCCUUGCGCAGGACGCACCAGACGAUUGUGGAAUCAAACGGCUUUCUCGAUUCGCAUAGCCCCGACGUGGAGCGAGCCAAAAGGCAGCUCGAAGCCGACCACGCCAGUCUCAAGGAUCAGCAACUCCUGGCCGAUGCCCUUGACGUCAGGGUACAGUCCCUGCGGCAUCAGCUCGACACCCAGUCCGACAUGCCGCCCGAGGACGGCGCCAGGAAACGAAUCGAAGAGCUCGAGGCCAAGGUGACCAAUUACGACGCCCAGACGGCGAGGCUGAUGAAGUCGCUGCUCGCCUUUAUCCAAAAUCACUUGGCCGUCAUGCUCGCGGCCGAGGAGCUGGGAGGGCCUGUCGUCGGCAGCGCCCUGGACAUUGAUCCGCAAGACCUCGCCGCCGGCUUCAACGCGCAGGGAAAGCCCAGCAAGGCCAAGAGCGGCGCCGACAGCCGGGUAAAGCGCCAGCGCCGCAUCGAUGAGCUUUGGGGCACGGGCAGCGCGCAGGCCGAGGCCGCCGCCGACGACGAGGUCGCAGCAGCCGGGAGGGAGAUGCAGCGGCUGACGGAGGAGCUCCUCAAUGCGCUUGUCGAGGCCAAAGGAGACAACUCGGCGUCGUACGUGAGGCUGACCCGGGAAUCGGCUGCCGCGAGGUUUCUCGUCAGGUCCAAGGUGGCGCAGUUUCACCCCAAGGAUGCAACGAGGUUAAGGCUCGUCGACUUUGGCCGAGAGCUCGAGAGCUGA